CGACUCGCCGUUGAGAAAUACAUUAUAGUCCCGAACGGAAGCUUCUGUCAGGGAGCAUACUAUGUGGUGAUUGUGCAUGUUCCCAUAACUGAUCUUGAGACACGACAAGGAUGGCGUAACACUUACGGCCGACUCCAAGCGAAGUUCGGCUUCUCUUUGAUAUUUGUCACUGGAACAGCAAUGACCCAAUCGGGCAAUGACGUCUUGAAAUACGAAGCGUCGAUAUACAGAGAUAUUUUGCAAGUCAACAUCAUCGACACGUACCGUAAUCUUGUUCUAAAG
Ostertagia ostertagi is the source of this 282-nucleotide messenger RNA. The record is from the annotation of a GenBank genome assembly. NCBI's taxonomy places the organism in Eukaryota, Metazoa, Nematoda, Chromadorea, Rhabditida, Trichostrongylidae.